Zea mays is the source of this 1954-nucleotide messenger RNA. RefSeq lists its product as uncharacterized. The record is from RefSeq and is marked validated. Lineage: Eukaryota; Viridiplantae; Streptophyta; Magnoliopsida; Poales; Poaceae.
AAUUUGGGCUUUCCCGUAGAAAACUCAGUCCACGCUUUUGGGCUUUCCCUUUGCCCCUACUCGUCUUCCCCACCGAAGCAGGGUGAUGCGGAGGGCGUCGCCUUCGCUGUCUCCGGCGAGGGGCCCGGCGGUCUUCGCCGCCGCGGUCGUGGUGUUUCUGCCGGUCUUAUUCCCCGGGUUGUUCUCCCCUCUUGGCCACGCUUUCCCUUCUGUCUUCUCGGAGUGGAAUGCCCCUAAGCCAAUGCAUCCUUCUCUUUUGAAUGAGGCCUUGCGAUGGACAGCUACAGACGGACAAAAGAAAGAUCUAUGGUCACCCUUGCCAUAUCAGGGGUGGAAACCAUGCUUAACGCCAUCAGUUUCUCACAAAUUACCUCUGGAACCAAGUGGAUACAUCCAAGUAUUUCUUGAUGGUGGAUUGAACCAACAAAGAAUGGGGAUAUGUGAUGCCAUUGCAGUUGCAAAGAUUCUUAAUGCUACUCUUGUGAUCCCACAUCUUGAAGUAAACCCUGUUUGGAAGGAUUCAAGCUCAUUUGAAGAAAUUUUUGAUGUGGAUCACUUUAUCAACUCCCUAAAAGAUGAAGUUUCCAUUAUCAAAGUGCUUCCAAAAGAAUUUUCUUGGAGCACAAGAGAGUACUAUGGCACAGGCAUCCGUGCUACAAGAAUAAAAACUGCACCUCUUCAUGCCUCAGCAAAUUGGUAUUUGGAGAAUGUCAGUCCUAUCCUGCAAAGCUAUGGGAUUGUUGCGAUCGCUCCCUUUUCUCACCGCCUUGCAUUUGAUGAUUUGCCUGUGGAUCUUCAACGCUUGCGUUGUAAAGUUAACUUCCAAGCUCUGGUCUUCCGUUCUCACAUUAUCUCACUUGGAGAAACACUUGUGAAGCGCUUGAGGUCUCCGGUCCGGGUUCAUUCCAGUAAAUCUAUCCAUCAAGUUGUAGGAGACACAAAUCAAGCUGAAAAAUAUGCAGUUUUGCAUCUCCGUUUUGAUAAGGAUAUGGCUGCACAUUCUGCAUGUGACUUUGGAGGUGGCAGAGCUGAACAGCUAGCUCUUGCUAAGUACAGGCAAGUUAUAUGGCAAGGAAGGGUAUUAAAUUCACAGCUAACUGAUGAGGAGCUUCGGAACACAGGACGCUGCCCAUUGACCCCAGAAGAGAUUGGGCUGUUACUGGUAGCCCUUGGCUUUGACAACAGAACUCGACUCUAUCUUGCAUCUCACAAGGUAUAUGGUGGAGAAGCCAGGAUCUCUAGCUUGCGCAAACUAUUUCCGUUGAUGGAGGACAAGAGGAGCCUUGCAUCUGAAGAUGAACUUGCUAAUGUUGAAGGGAAGGCUUCUGUUCUAGCAGCUCUUGACUAUUAUAUCAGCAUGCAUAGCGACAUUUUCAUAUCUGCAUCUCCUGGAAACAUGCACAAUGCUUUGGUGGCUCACCGAAGCUAUGAGAACUUGAAGACCAUAAGGCCAAACAUGGCACUGCUUGGGCGCACCUUUGCGAAUAAGAGCAUGGAGUGGCCAGAGUUUCAGCAGGUUGUACAGGCAGGACACAAAGGAAGAUACGGGCAAAUCCGGUUGAGAAAGGCAACGCAAUCCAUCUACACUUAUCCUGCACCUGACUGUAUGUGCCAAGGAUAGGCUACUGGUUUCAAAAUUUCAGAAAACCAAUCGGUUCUGCAGCAAAUGAAGGUCGAGGAUCGCCGUCUCAAAUGUUGCAUUGCGGUUAGUACAUUCCAGCUGCCACUAGAUAUGCAAGUUUGAUUUUUUUGGGACAGCUGCUAUGUACUGGAUCUCCUCUCUCUCUCUCUCUCUCUCUCUCUCUCUCUCUUCACAAUACAGUUUGGUGCAGAUGCAGUUUAUAGAUAUUCUCAUAUUCGUGGUUGUGACGGGUGUUAAGAUAUCACACUUGCCAUUAACACUUUGCGCUCUUCAGCUUCUACAUCUAUUUUAAUGCAUCAUGUAUUCUUCAGU